AUGUCAGCUCUCCCGCCCUUGGCGCCUUUCCCAAAAGCCUCGUGGCAGAAAAACCUCAGCUCGACGGAGUGGAAUCAGCUCGUACAGGCAUGGGCAUCGUUGUGUCGGGCGUAUCUGGACUUGCCAGAUGAUGGAUUUAGCAAAGCAAGCAACAAUCACGACUCCUUGGUUGCGUUUACUUCCAGUUUCGUGCGCGAGACAGUACACGCUUCGUCAACGUCCGCAUCAACCUCCCUGCUCCGGCCCGUGUUCCACCUCACAUCACGCCUUUUGAAGCUGGUGAACCCGCCGCAGCUUCUGGAAUACUCAUUCCUCGGUAAUCUCGCAAGGCUAUAUCCAAAGAAGCGCACGGCUGCUCUCCUGGGCGACGUCUUUGCCGGAACGGCCUCACGCGCCGUUGCUGAAGCGUCCGUCACCGCGCUCAAGAGGCUUCUCAUUCCGCACCUCGACUCCGGCAUCAGGGGGGACCUCAAGCUGGUGGAAUCCAGCCUCGUUGCGCUGAACCCCCUUCUGCACGCUUCUCCUGCGCCCUGUGUUCUGCUGUUGGCGGGAUCUGAUUUUCUCGAUGGCUUGGUCACCUGCUACAGAGUGAUGAAUCCGCCGCUGCGAAAGGCAAUCGUCGCAACAACGUACUUGUGUGUAGUUGGACUUGCGGAUUCUGAGCCCCCCAAGUGGUCCAUGUUGAAUGAUCAGCUGUUUGCGUUGAACUCGGCUGCGGAAAGUCACAAGAACGGGCCGUUGAACGCCAAUGACUCGCUCGUGGCCGAACUCGUAACUACGACCCCUCUGCUGAAGAUAUUAUGGCGCAAGGCUGAAGCUCAUGGGGCGGCAACAGAGAGUCUCCAGAAGAGAAUCGCCGUAUUAGAGUCGUUUACAAAGGGUCCCAUGACCAGACCCAGCCGCCUGGUCCGGGGAAGAGUCGACAAAGGCAAAGGAAAAGCCACGAAUGAUGAAGCCCAGAUGGAGGCGCAUGUCCGUCGAAUGAGCCAGGUCUCUCAGGUGCAGGAUAUAUUCCCCGAACUUGGAACGGGGUUUAUUUCGCGCUGCUUGGACGAAUAUGGCGACGACGUCGAACAAGUCGUGGCAAAUCUACUCUCCAACUCAUUGCCGUCCCACCUCGCUGCAGCUGACAGAAGCGAGCCUCUCUCCCCUCUUCAAUUCGUUCCUCACCAAACAGAUGUCGCGGCCCGGUCAGCACCAUUGCCGCCAGCGCCAGCGCCAGCGCCAGCGUCCAGCAGACGGAACGUAUUCGACGACGACGAGUUUGAUCGCCUUGGCGUUGAUUUGUCCAAAAUCUCGUUUGGCAAAAAGCCACAAAAGGACGCCGAUCACCUCCUCCGGGAUAAAUCUGCAGCACCAAACAAGGCCACCAUUCUGUCGGCUCUUGCGGCGUUUGAUUCGGACGAGGACGAGCGUGAUGACACGUACGAUGCGGCCGAUGUUGGCGGCACUGUAGAUUCCACGAACCAAGAGGCCGAUGGGGCGAACGAUGGUAACGAAGAGCUUCUCUUCCGCGCGUAUCAGACGAACGAGAAGAUGUUUGACCGAGACGCCGGCACCAGGAGAAGCAACAUGCGUCUCAAGCUAAGAGAGGAGACGGGCAUGACGGACGAAGCAUUAGAGGGCUGGGCAGUCAUGCUAGCGAGGAAUCCCCAGCAGAAGAAGAGACUAGAAGCCAAGUACGCGUUUGCAGGACAACAGGCACAGCUGGAGCGUACAGCUUGGCGAGCCGGUCCGGCUGAAGACGGUGAUGUUGACGGAGCCGCUGGCAGAGGCGGCAGAGGCGGCAGAGGCGGCAGUGGAGAGGGGACCGGCGCAGGGCGUGGAGGACGAGGUCGCGGUGGCCGCGGCGGACCUGGCAGCAGUGCUGCAGGGCCAGCCGGAGAAAAAGAGACCGAGGCAGCCAGGAGGAAUAAAGAGGCUCACAAGGGGUCAAGAGCGAACCACAACAGGAGAAAUGCGCGGGCCAAGAAGAUGGCCCGCGGAGGCUUUGCUGGUUGA
Messenger RNA from Ustilaginoidea virens, 2001 nucleotides. RefSeq lists its product as uncharacterized. The transcript is spliced from 2 exons. Lineage: Eukaryota; Fungi; Ascomycota; Sordariomycetes; Hypocreales; Clavicipitaceae. Gene Ontology annotation, molecular function: ubiquitin binding. Bases 1 to 2001 code for a protein of 666 amino acids. The record is from RefSeq and is a predicted model, not a curated record.